AUGAUAUUCUCAAAGCUUGGUCGCUCCAUCUUUCAGUCCUCUCGUUCAAGGGGAUUGAUUUACGGUGGUGGUGUGAGAUCGGCUAGACUACUUGCUCCGCCGGCUCUUGAGACGGCGUCGGUGGUUAGUCAAGUGGAAAGUGGAUUAGGGUUUCUGAGGCGACACUUUGCUUCAUUAGCUGCUCGGAAGGGUCUUGUCAACAAUGAUUUGACGGGUGUUUUCGCUAAUCCGAGAAUUCGUCGAUUCUUCUCUGACGAAGCUCCCAAGAAGAAGAAUUAUGAGAACUACUUUCCUAAAGAUACAAAGCAAGCACCCAAGAGCGACCAGAAAUCCGACUCUAAAGAAGGUUCAGAGAAGAAUGAAAAUGAGAACUUGGGAGAUAUGUUUAUGAAUCGAUUCCAAAAUUUGCUAAUUCCUCUGCUAGCUCUUGCUGUGUUCUUUUCUUCUUUCUCGUUUGGCUCUGGAGACCAGCAACAGAUUAGUUUCCAAGAGUUCAAAAACAAACUUCUUGAGCCUGGUCUAGUUGACCACAUUGAUGUUUCAAACAAAUCAGUAGCAAAAGUCUAUGUGAGAAGCUCACCAAGAAGCCAACAAACAACUGAAGACGUUGUUGGCAAUGGUAAUGGAAUUCCUUCUAAAAAACGUGGUGGUCAGUAUAAGUACUACUUCAACAUUGGUAGUGUUGACUCUUUUGAGGAGAAACUCGAAGAAGCCCAAGAAGCAUUAGGUGUUGAUCCUCACGAAUAUGUUCCUGUCACCUAUGUCUCUGAAAUGCUCUGGUAUCAAGAGAUCAUGAGGUUUGCACCAACUUUAUUGCUCUUGGGUUCUCUCAUUUAUGGGGCGAGACGGAUGCAAGGCGGAUUGGGUGUUGGAGGAACCGGCGGGAAGAAUGGUCGUGGAAUUUUCAAUAUAGGCAAAGCCACAAUAACGAGAGCGGAUAAAAAUUCCAAAAAUAAGAUUUAUUUUAAGGAUGUUGCUGGAUGUGAGGAGGCUAAACAAGAAAUUAUGGAAUUUGUGCAUUUCCUGAAGAACCCAAAGAAGUAUGAAGAUUUGGGUGCUCAUAUUCCGAAAGGUGCACUUUUAGUCGGUCCGCCUGGAACAGGAAAGACCCUUUUAGCAAAAGCUACCGCAGGGGAAUCGGGUGUGCCGUUUCUGUCGAUAUCCGGUUCAGAUUUCAUGGAGAUGUUUGUUGGUGUUGGACCGUCAAGGGUGAGACAUUUGUUCCAAGAGGCUAGACAAGCAGCACCGAGCAUUAUAUUUAUUGAUGAGAUCGAUGCGAUUGGGCGGGCAAGAGGACGUGGAGGUUUAGGUGGUAAUGAUGAGCGUGAAAGCACUCUGAAUCAAUUGCUAGUUGAAAUGGAUGGUUUUGGUACAACUGCUGGAGUUGUGGUUCUUGCUGGGACCAACAGACCGGAUAUUCUAGAUAAAGCUUUGCUACGGCCUGGACGGUUUGACCGUCAGAUUACCAUUGAUAAACCUGAUAUAAAAGGCCGUGAUCAGAUUUUCCAGAUUUACUUGAAGAAGAUCAAACUCGAUCACGAGCCAUCAUAUUAUUCUCAGAGGCUUGCGGCUCUCACUCCCGGGUUUGCUGGAGCUGACAUUGCAAAUGUCUGUAAUGAAGCGGCUCUUAUUGCUGCUAGACAUGAAGGAGCAACGGUUACAAUGGCACACUUUGAAUCUGCAAUUGAUCGUGUUAUUGGUGGUCUUGAGAAGAAAAAUCGGGUGAUAAGCAAAUUGGAGCGUCGAACGGUUGCAUAUCAUGAAUCUGGGCAUGCUGUUGCUGGGUGGUUCCUGGAACACGCAGAGCCAUUGCUGAAGGUGACUAUUGUGCCACGCGGCACAGCGGCGCUCGGGUUUGCACAAUACGUUCCAAAUGAAAACCUUCUCAUGACCAAAGAACAACUCUUUGACAUGACUUGCAUGACCCUUGGUGGCCGUGCAGCUGAGCAGGUACUGAUAGGAAGAAUCUCGACUGGAGCACAGAAUGACCUGGAGAAGGUGACAAAGAUGACGUACGCCCAAGUAGCUGUGUACGGUUUCAGUGACAAGGUUGGGCUGCUCUCGUUUCCCCCAAGGGAUGAUGGCUACGACUUCUCUAAACCGUACAGCAAUAAAACCGGUGCAAUCAUAGACCAGGAGGUUAGGGAAUGGGUGAGCAAAGCUUAUGAGAAGACCGUUGAGCUAAUCGAGGAACACAAAGAGCAAGUGGCUCAGAUCGCCGAGCUUUUGCUGGAGAAAGAAGUUCUGCAUCAAGAUGAUCUUUUGAAAGUUUUGGGUGAACGUCCGUUUAAGUCGGGGGAGGUGACCAAUUACGACAGGUUCAAGUCCGGGUUUGAGGAGAGUGAGAAGGAGCCAACCACCACGACGGUUGACCCUGUGGUGGAUGAAGGAGCUCCUCCGCCGCUUGAACCGCAGGUGGUUCCGACGUAA
Molecule: messenger RNA, 2430 nt
Organism: Arabis nemorensis
Lineage: Eukaryota; Viridiplantae; Streptophyta; Magnoliopsida; Brassicales; Brassicaceae
Source: the annotation of a GenBank genome assembly